Molecule: messenger RNA, 360 nt
Organism: Arvicanthis niloticus (Nile rat)
Lineage: Eukaryota; Metazoa; Chordata; Mammalia; Rodentia; Muridae
Product: beta-defensin 39
Biological process (GO): defense response to Gram-negative bacterium; defense response to Gram-positive bacterium; innate immune response in mucosa
Cellular component (GO): extracellular region
Molecular function (GO): CCR6 chemokine receptor binding
Source: RefSeq, a predicted model, not a curated record
CUUAUUCCCGCCUCUCUAUUAGGACAGAUGCACUCUCUGCUCUUUUCAUCUCUGAGCUAAGCUGUCUAGCCCUGGCCUUGUCUUUAAUCAGUGGGGUGUGCAGCAAUCAUGAAGAUGUCCUGCUUUCUGCUACUGAUCCUCUCUCUAUCCUGCUUCCUGGUCGACCCAGCUUCUGGUGUUGAUUCAAUAAAAUGUUUUCAAGAGAACAACACCUGUCACACCAUCCAUUGCCCAUAUUUUCAAGAUGAGGUCGGCACGUGCUAUGACGGAAGAGGCAAGUGUUGCCAAAAACGCCUUUUGUAUAUCAAAGUUCCAAGGAAGAAGGUGUAACCAGUGUUAUAAUAAAGGAAAAUGCUCUGA